Molecule: messenger RNA, 7127 nt
Organism: Ceratina calcarata
Lineage: Eukaryota; Metazoa; Arthropoda; Insecta; Hymenoptera; Apidae
Gene: Ubr1
Product: Ubr1 ubiquitin ligase
Exons: 3
Coding region: 654-5996 (1780 amino acids)
Biological process (GO): ubiquitin-dependent protein catabolic process via the N-end rule pathway; protein ubiquitination
Cellular component (GO): ubiquitin ligase complex; cytoplasm
Molecular function (GO): zinc ion binding; ubiquitin protein ligase activity
Source: RefSeq, a predicted model, not a curated record
UAUUGCAUAUCUAAAAAUAUUUGAUCUUUAUAAAUCAAUCAGGUUUUGUAAUCAAUGAUAAAUAUAAUAUUAAGAACGACAGUCCGUCUAAUAUGUAUAUAAUUUCAGCCUCCAAACUUCAUAACUUGUGAAUCAUAAGCCAUUUUGUGCUUUGUGCAUUGUUCAAGUAGCUGUGUAAAAGUAUUGCUUAUCAUUUCAUUUUGAGAUGUCAAAAGUUGGUUGAUUGGUACUAUCGAAUGCAUGCGCAGCUUGACGCGACCGUAUGAUUAUUGUGAUACGACUGUUACGAAGAUUUGUCAUAGACGCAGUUGAUAAAUCACAGACAGAUUUUGUGUGACAAAGAACUUUCCAAUACCUUUUACUAACCUUGGCCUGGUCGUCAUAAUAAUUAUGAUUGAAUAAAAAUGAGAGAAUUAUGCGAAGUAGUGAAGUUGUAUCAAAUCACAUAACAUAUAUGGGCUAAGAUACCUAAACUAUUAAAUUUCGAUCAAUGAAUUCGGUAUACUUAAAUGUUGAUACGUCAGGUUGGUUAACAAUGUAGACAUUAUUACACAAUGCAUCUACCCUCCACUGGUACGUUACACAAGGAAUUGUGUUGAUCAAACGUGUGUAUUGUUGUGUGCACUUUCUUCUGGCAAUUUAGUUUUAUAACAAUGAGUGAGGAAAGCGUACAAAACCAGUCGCAUGAAGUUGUCGAAAGCAUGGAUGCAUCGCCGACUUUGCCUCCUUAUAAUUUUAGCCAUUCGUGUGUAAACACAUGGACGGAGAAAAUGAACAAGGGAAUAUUGUCUUGUACCCAUUUCAAAGAUCAUUGGCGAAUCUGGGUUCCAAAAAUAUAUACUCCAGAACCAAAUAGCAACUGUCUUGAUUGGGUUUUCGAUGAGGAAACAGCACAAAAAGUACUUUUUAAUACUUUAGAAGAAUUUAUUUGUAAUGGAGAUCCAAAGGUUGUACUAAAAGAAUUAAGUCAAAUGGAUAAUGUGAUAUGCGGCAGAGUGUUCAAAAUGGGUGAGGCUACGUAUAGUUGCAAGGAAUGUGGCGUGGACUCGACCUGUGUCCUGUGCGCAGACUGUUUCAAGCAAUCUGUUCAUCGGAAUCAUAAAUACAGAAUGGGCACUUCCAGUGGUGGAGGAUUUUGUGAUUGCGGAGACACAGAGGCUUGGAAGAAAGAGCCAUUUUGUAAUGCACAUUUAGUAGGAAUUCAAGUUAAAGAAGAUCACGGAAAUAAAUUACCUGGAGAUAUAGCAGAAAGAGCAGUAGUAGUUUUUGAGACGGUACUAAGAUAUUGCCAUACAAUGUUGUCUUUAGAGCAUACAUUAGGAUUGCCUCCUGACUUAUGUUUCAACAACACAGAGGAUGACGAUUCUUUAUCGUCGUUAUUACCUUCGGAUGAUUAUUGUACAGUUCUUUUUAACGAUGAGACUCACACGUUUGAUCAAGUGAUCAGCACACUUAUACGUGUUAUGAAUUGCACGCAGAGAGACGCGCUAGAAUUCGUGACAAAUGUUGAUAGAGAUGGUAGAGCCGUUGUGAAAUGCGCGAACUUUCAACAGUGUAAGAACUUACAGAAUGAGAUUGAAAAAUAUACUACAAGACACAGUAAUAGCAAUCGACCGUUGAAAGUGCUUGUAGUUCACGCUCAUGUAAUUGCUCAUCAGAUAUUCGCCAUGAAACUUUUGCACUGGCUGCAACAGCUUAUAACUCCCUGUGAAGGUUUCAGAGUGCUUUUCAGUAAUGUAGCGCUCAACACAAAAUUACCAGUCAUUUCAAUUGUAGAAGGUAUACUUAUGAACGAUUCUCAACUAUGGAAAUCGGCGAGAACUGCGUGGCACAGAUUAUUAAUGUCUGGGAUGCUUAUGGAAUAUGAGAGCAAGAAGGCCUUAGCGAUCGUUUUUACGCGUGGCUACGGUUCAAUUAUGAAAGAUUACAUAAGAGACGAUCACGAUCAUUCGUUUUCUAUAGUGUCUUUCUCUGUACAGUUGUUCACCGUCCCGACAUUGGCGCAUCACCUUAUUGCUCAUCAUGACGUAUUGUUCAUCUUAUUGAACGCGUUUAUCUCAGAAAGUUCACGAAGAUGUAACGCUGCAGGAAAGUUGGAAUUUGAAAGAGAAACGCCCAACCAUACGUUUAAAAGAGCUCUGUUCGUCCUUCAAGAUUUGAGAUACUUGUUAAGCUCUAAACCAGAUGUUUGGACCGACGACUUGAGAAAGAGCUUUUUGCAAGGACUUUCACUUUUACUAACAUUACUCAGUAGCAUGCAGUGUAUGGAUUCUGUGGUCAGACAAGUUGGUCAGCACAUGGAAUACGAACCUGAAUGGGAAUCUGCGUUCAAUUUACACAUUAGACUGUCUCCGGUGAUUAGUCUCGCUCUACAAUGGUGUGGUUCAGAUCAAAUUGUUUUAAUAAGGGCUUUUCGAUUGGUCUUGAGAAAGCUGCACGAGCAGCCAGGGCAUGAGAUUGGUCCACCUCAAGUAAGGGAACUAGCGGACCAUAGCGCGACGUGCAUUGAUUACGAUGUAUCAUCUGAACCAGUGUCUGUGCAUCUUCCACUUUCUAGAUUUUUGGCAGGUCUCUUCUCAUACUUAGAGGUGCACAAUUUGCAUUUCCAGUGCGCAGAAUUUAUCAACUAUGCAAAGCCAACGUUGGAACAGAUUAUAGAGCCGGUGUUGGCCACUCAAGUAAUGAUCGCGCAAGUACACAGCGGUAUGUGGAAAAGAAACGGAUAUUCUUUGUUAAAUCAAUUAUAUUUCUAUCAUAACGUUAAAUGUCGUUCGGAGAUGUUGGACAGAGACAUUAUUUUGCUGCAAGCUGGAGCAUCUUUGAUAGAAUGUAACGAAUUUUUGAUCCAUGUUUUAAAUAAAUUUAAUUUACUACAAUGGGCCAGUCCAGACUUUGAUGUGAACGCUGUCAAAUACCUCGAGGAUGACAGUAUUAGACAAACUUUAGUCGAAGAGUUUCUGGGACUGCUUAUAACGAUAAUAGGAGAAAGAUACGUAGUUGGAGUUGGACAAGUUACUACCGAUGAUAUUUUAAAGAAGGAAAUUAUUCAGCAAUUAUGCGUCAAACCCCUGUCUCAUUCGGAGCUCAGUAAAACAUUGUCGGACGACAUGUUCAUAGAAACUGAAAUGGAAAGAGUAAUACAAGACAUCGCAGACUUUAAAAAACCUUCGCAAUCGUCCGGCGGAAAAGGAGUGUACGAAUUAAAGCCUCACUUAUACUGUGAAUAUAACGUAUUCUUUUAUCACUAUACAAAAGAAGAAGUAAGUAAUUCUGAGGAGACACAACGAAAACGAAGAAAAGCUUUGGGAGAGUUAGAAUGUUGUCCACCCCCGAAGCUUCCGAAGUUAACAGAGGGUUUUAGUUUGGUAACUAAUUUACUUCAGUGUGACGUUAUGCUGCAUAUUAUGCAAAUCGUAUUGGAGAGGGCUCUCAACUGUAAGCCACGCAGAUUUUCAGAAUCCCAAGUACAUAAAAUUCUACAUCUCAUCGGAUACGCUAUUCAAGAACAGGAGUCCGGUUACUAUCCAUUUUUUGCUUUCACAACAAGAGCUGCCAAAUGGAAAAUCUAUACAUUGUUAGAAGAUUUAUCUAGUAGUCCGCGUAUAGAAGCUCAUAAAGAUUUAUUAACUUGGGUUCUAACGAAAUACCGGGAAGUAGCUGGUAAUACUGUAGUGGAUACCAACACGAUGCCCGCUGCCCCGCGUACCGGAGAGAGUGCCGGAAAUGAAAAUGCUGAGACUGAUAAAGAAUGGAGAACGAAAAUGGCAGCGGAGAAACGUGCAAAAAUAAUGGCGCAAAUGGCUGCAAUGCAAAAACAUUUUAUGAAGAAGAACGCUGAGCUGUUCGAAGAAGCUACUUUAGAUGUUAACAAGUCGAACGAUCAAGACCCUAAUAUGGAUUCGAAGAAAUGUCCUCAGAAACCGGUUGCUCUUGGUAUCGGACAAACGUUGAGAAGAUCCGGGGAAGAAACUUAUAAAACUUGUAUUUUGUGCCAGGAGGAUCAAAUUGUAACAGUGACCGGUCCUGCAAUGGUAUUAGCUGCGUUUGUUCAACAAUCCACAGUACUGUGUCAACAUAGGGCUAAUACCGAUGAACCUGACCCGUUAUAUUUAUCUGCGAAACUUGGUGCAUCGCCGCAUACUGGUACUUGCGGUCAUGUGAUGCAUGUACACUGUUGGCAACAAUAUUUUAGUAACGUACUCGCAAAAGAGAACAGGAGACCGUUUCGUCUACGUCAACCGGCCAGUUUCGACGUGGAGAAACAAGAGUACCUUUGUCCGCUCUGCGAGUGUCUCAGUAACACCGUUUUACUACUUCUACCACCUCUAAAAACCUUACAACCGACACCGCCAACUCAGCCCGACAUUGAUUUUAGCACAUGGUUGGUAGCUUUAAGAAUCGCGAUGCAAGUUAAACACGGAUUGAGUCCAAAUUUACAAACUCCUAAAACCACAAAGGGUGAACAUGAUCCGACGUGUUGUUACUGCACGAGGUCAAUCCCGUGUCCUAUGAAAGCAAUACGUAACGAACUCGGAAACGUUGAAUGUGCUUUUCAGUUAAUUUACAGUCAACACGGUCCGUCUCUUUCGAGAAAUUUAAUGUCGACGAUUGAACUUUUUGCACAAGCAGCGUUCGCAAAGGAAUUCGGCAAUGAAUCUUACGAAGAUGAUGACAGAGUCCCGUUGUUAGUAUGGAAAUCAACAGCGUAUAGUAUCCAUGCUAUCGAAUGUCUUCUGCGCGAUAUGGAGAAACCUUUAUUGGGAGCAUUGUCAUCUAGGCAAAGGGACAGUUUGGAAGGUCUCGCUAGAAUUUCAGCUGUCUUGGGAUCUAAAUGUCCGUUGCAUAUUGAUCCGUUACACACGACUUGGGCUGAUAAGGACAGUUUUAAAAACAACGCCCUUUCUCUUUUGACGUUAUUGCUGCAAAAUCCACACGAAGGGUCAAGCGUAUUAGAUUGGGAUUCAUUUGGAGUACUUGUUCCUUUAAUCAAUUCACUCCCAGGGCUACUUUGUACAGGUUUACACGUGCCAAUUAUUACAGGCGGAGUUUUCGAAUAUUAUGCCUUGCUGCUUGUAUUUAUAUCUCUUAUAGUGAAAAUACUGUUAACAACAGAUUUCAACGAAGAGAUGGAUGUAGAUAGUCAAGAAACAGUCGAAGAUACAUUCUCAGAAACCAUCUUAACGCUGGUUCAUGCACUGAACAUUAAUACUGGUUCUCAGAGUCCACUCAAUAUAUGGAGACGAAUUACGAAAGCUUCGCUACCUUUUCUUAGAUGUUGUGCUCUCUAUUUUCAUUAUAUAUCUGAUGUUCCAGCACCAGAGGAACUGACUAAAGUCGAUGGAGCGACAUACGAAAAUAUCUGCUCAUAUUUGGGAUUACCCACGACAUGUGAUGAAUUAAUCUGGCCACAUUUAGAUGUAAUUUUAAAAUUAAUAAACAUUUGGAAAAGCCAUCCGACGGUUCAAAUGCACCUGUCUGGUACUGGUACAGUUACGAUAAUAAAAGAACCGUUGAAAGUGAAUGAACUAGUGAAGCUUCCGGAUGAUUAUAGCGAAUUGAUAAAUAUGAUAUCGUCGUUCACGUGUCCAAACAGCAUUCGGGAAGAUUCAAGAACACCGACGCUCUGCCUUGUAUGUGGCGAGAUGUUAUGCUCGCAAAGCUACUGUUGCCAGUUCGAUAUGAAUGAUUCGCUGGUCGGGGCUUGCACGUAUCAUGCGAGCAAGUGCGGAGCUGGCGUAGGAUUAUUCUUACGGAUACGAGAAUGCGAAAUUCUUCUCUUGAGAACAUCGAAUCGAGGAGCUUUCGCGUGUCCACCUUAUCUCGAUGAGUACGGAGAAACGGAUCAGGGUCUAAGAAGAGGAAACCCGCUUCGGAUAUGUUACGAUAGGUACAAGCAGUUGAAUCAAAUGUGGUUGGGACAUGGACUAUACGAAUCCAUAUCAAGGGCAAUCGAAUCUUCAAGUAAUCCUACAUCGAUGCGAUGGCAUCAUCUAUAACAUCCUAGGAUUUUCUAUGCAAUCUAGCCGGGACAUUUAGUCACGAAUACAAAAUCUGUAUUUAGAUCUGUGAGCGAUCAUAACAGCAAAUACUAUGAUUGUUAAUAAUCAUUCGUUCGAUCAUCCCGUGGAUCUGAUGAAAUUAUUUAUUUUGAGAAUACAGCGUGGAUGGCUUUGUAUAUUUAAAAUGAUUGGAUGUUAUCCUCGUUGCGAUGUCCUUUUAGAUUAUUUCAGAGUUUACGGAAUUUUCUAUUAUCCAUUAUGUAAAUUAAAUAUAAAUUUCUUUAUAACUAUUGACAUAAUGUUGUAUGGACAUUGUUGCUUGUAGAAAUUAGUUUGUAAAGUCAUUCGAAUAAUUGUCACAUUGUUUACUAAAUUUUAGAACCGUGUGAAUAUAUAAUUCAAGUUGCAUAAAUAGGAAACUGUUUCUGUACCAAUUGUUUUAAGAUAUCCUUAGUAACAAACAUUUUGUUCUCAUCAUCUCACAUCAUUCAUACCAUAAAUUGUUACAAGUUUAAAAAUAUUAAAUUACUUAUAUAUAAAUUUCAAGUUGUAAGUUAUAAAGAUAAUUUUGCAGUUAUGAAAUAUGAAAUAUUUCAUUUUGGAAUUUCCUAUACAGUGCAAUGUGUUAUAAUACGUAGAUAACUGUUGAAACAUCAUAAGAUACUGAAAUUAAUUUAAAAAAUUCAAAUAAAUAAUGUGACAUAAUAUUUGUUUUAUCAUCAUUGCUAGUCUUUUAGUUUAAUAUAUUUGGUGUAAUAAAAUAUGUAAUUUAAUCAUUUCUAUUUCUUGCAUAAUAUUAACAUCGUUACAUCAAUAACAUUAAUUUCUCGCUUUACCUAAUAUUGCUAUGUAUUAACUCGUAUACUGUACAGUUAAUUAAAAUAGACUUAUUUAUGUAUAGUUUUAUAACAACUGAAAGGAUAUUAUGUAAAUAUUAAUUAUAUUCCUGAUUACAAUUUAACAAGUUAACAUAUACAGAAAUAUUUUUAAUUUUCCUUAUACGCGCGAGAUAAGCUUUAAUGAAUAUACUUGUUUUUGUGAAAGAAUGAAACGUACUUUGUUCCGAUGACUUUAAACAAAAUUAUUAUUAUCAAAAAUGUAAGAAGUAAUACACUUUAUAAAUAAUUA